AUGUCAACCUCCAACCAAUCCAACACCAACCCUUUGCCUUUUCUCCUGACGGGAAUCCCUGGCCUGGAAGCUCUCCAUGUGUGGAUUUCUAUCCCGUUCUGCUUCACAUACAUCAUGACCUUGCUAGGAAAUAGCAUGGUCCUUCUCGCUGUGAGGCUGGACAAAAGCCUCCAUGAGCCUAUGUACUAUUUCAUUUCCAUGUUGGCUGUCAUCGACCUCAUCUUCUCAACUGCUGUGGUUCCCAAAAUGCUGGCUGUAUUCUGGUUGGGUUCAAGAGAGAUUGGGUUUCAGGCCUGCUUCAUCCAGAUAUUCUUCAUCCACACGUUCACCGCAGUGGAGUCAGGGGUGCUCCUGGCAAUGUCCUUUGACCGCUACACAGCCAUCUGCAACCCCCUGAGGUACACCACCAUCCUCACAAGCUCGAGGACCAUCCAGAUAGGACUGCUGUCGCUGGCCAGGGGAGUUGGUGUCAUGAUACCUUUAAUGUGUCUCCUCACUGGCUUACCCUACUGCAAAACCAGAGUCAUCCCUCAUUCCUACUGUGAGCACAUGGCCGUGGUGGAGCUGGCCUGUGCCGACCCGUCUGUCAGCGAUCUUUACAGCCUCACCGUGGCAACGCUCUUGGUGGGGACAGACUCUGUCUUCAUCACCUUCUCCUAUGGUAUGAUCCUCAGGUCCGUGAUACGGCUGCCAUCCCAGGAGGCUCGUCUGAAGACCCUCAGGACCUGCGGGUCCCACAUCUCCAUCAUCCUGGUGUUUUACAUAGGUGGCCUACUCUCCAUGUACCUCCAGAUGUUCCCAUUUGGCUUGGCACCUCACGUCCAAGUCCUGGUGGCUGAUUUCUAUUUGACGGUCCCUCCCAUGCUCAACCCCCUCAUUUACGGCAUAAAGAUGAAGCAGAUCCAGGAAAGGCUGAGGGAGCUGGGUCUCUUUAGUUUGGAGAAGAGGAGACUGAGGGGUGACCUUAUUAAUGUUUAUAAAUAUAUAAAGGGCGAGUGCCACGAGGAUGGAGCCAGGCUCUUCUCGGAAAACAAUGGUGGGACAAGGGGUAAUGGGAUCAAGCUGGAACACAAGAGGUUCCACUUCAAUUUGAGAAGAAACUUCUUCUCAGUAAGGGUGGCAGAGCCUGGCCCAGGCUGCCCAGGGGGUUGUGGAGUCUCCUUCUGUGCAGACAUUCCAACCCGCCUGGACACCUUCCUGUGUAACCUCAUCUGGGUGUUCCUGCUCCAUGGGGGGAUUGCACUGGAUGAGCUUUUCAGGUCCCUUCCAAUCCCACACAUACUGUGACACUGUGAUACUGUGAUGUCCCAGCAGUGGUGGUCAGACGUGCCCCCCAUUGCCUCUGAUUCCACUGAGAAAACUCCCAAUCACUUGUCUGCGAGCAGGAUGGGGUCUUGAGAAGUGAGGGAUCUGCUCUGUCCCCACUGCAGAUGUAAAACCAGCAGAAAAGCAGUGCUGGUGGUAUAAAUCUGAAUGAGUUACAGGGUCCUGGCUGUUGGCAAGUUUGGGGAGCUGUGGUG
Columba livia (rock pigeon) is the source of this 1520-nucleotide messenger RNA. Its product is annotated as olfactory receptor 52K2. Gene Ontology annotation, cellular component: plasma membrane. Lineage: Eukaryota; Metazoa; Chordata; Aves; Columbiformes; Columbidae. Gene Ontology annotation, biological process: G protein-coupled receptor signaling pathway. The record is from RefSeq and is a predicted model, not a curated record. Gene Ontology annotation, molecular function: olfactory receptor activity; G protein-coupled receptor activity. Bases 1 to 1287 code for a protein of 428 amino acids. The transcript is spliced from 2 exons.